Penicillium verhagenii is the source of this 846-nucleotide messenger RNA. RefSeq lists its product as uncharacterized. The record is from RefSeq and is a predicted model, not a curated record. Gene Ontology annotation, cellular component: cytoplasm; nucleus. The transcript has 2 exons. The coding region runs from base 1 to 846 and encodes 281 amino acids. NCBI's taxonomy places the organism in Eukaryota, Fungi, Ascomycota, Eurotiomycetes, Eurotiales, Aspergillaceae.
AUGAAGUGGUUAUGCAUCCACGGUACCGGGUCCUCUGCCACAAUCUUCCAGGACCAGCUGGCCUCCGUCAUAUCGCACUUAGAACCAUCAAAGCAUGAGUUUUGUUUCAUCAAUGGCCCGUUUACGUCCAACUCAGCAGCAGGGCUGGAUCUCCGCUAUCCAGAUGGGCCCUACUACACAUGGUGGCAAAAGGCAGGCGUGGCCGAAAUUCGAGCUGCCUGUCACAAAUUCCAUGAGUUUCUGAGCAAGCAAGCCGAUGAACCGUACGAUGGAGUGGUGUGCUUCUCACGAGGAUGCCUCCUGGUUGCCAGUUACAUCUGGUUCCACCAGACAGAAAGACCAUCGGAGCCACUCCCUUUCAAAGCCGUCGUAUUCCUUUGCGGGGGACCAGUCUUGUCGGUGCUGGAAGAUUUGGGAAUGGAUAUUUCGGACAAAGCUCGCCAAUGGGAUAAGCAGACCAAGAUAGCUCUUCGUGAACGAGCAUCCAAGGAAGCGAUCCUCAAAUUGGGAAGGGAUCGAUGGACCACUCCCGGCGGAAAUGGCGAUAGGGAUCUGCAAAUUGACACAUCAGCUCCGAUUGACCCUUCUGAUGUGUUUGGAUUGGAUACCGUUCAGAUGCCUCGGAAUCUCCGCAUUGACAUUCCUACUCUCCAUGUGUAUGGGCGAGUCGAUCCUCGGUGGCCCGCGUCGUUGCAGUUGGUUCAUCUUUCUGAUCCUGCCCGGCGGCUGACUUACCAGCACGAGGGUGGACAUAAUAUUCCCCGAAGUUCUGUAGCAGCGGAAGGCAUUGCUCAACUGAUAAAUGAAUGUGCUCAGAUUGUGGAGAUGGUGGGUGCAGAUUCAUGA